Messenger RNA from Oryza sativa Japonica Group (Japanese rice), 1013 nucleotides. RefSeq lists its product as uncharacterized. The record is from RefSeq and is a predicted model, not a curated record. Lineage: Eukaryota; Viridiplantae; Streptophyta; Magnoliopsida; Poales; Poaceae.
CCACCUCACCACUAAAGGAGGAGGAGGAGGCCUCGAGCUCGAAGCUUCUCGGAAAUCUAACCCUAACCCUAACCCUAAAGGCUAGCCAUGGCCAAGGGGGCCGCGUCGGCGUCGGGAGGCGGCGGCGCCGCGCCGGAGGCGCAGCAGCAGCUCUCCGGCGGCGGGGACACGCCGCGGCGGCGGCGCCCCACGCGGUCCAGGUCCGACCCGCUCCUCAUCGUGUGCCGCUGCUUUAAUGUCGUCACCGCCGCCACCGCCGCGCUCUGCGUCGCCGUCAACGUCCUCUCCGCCGUGCAGUCCUUCCGCACCGGCCUCGACAUAUUCGGGGGCAUAUUCCGGUGCUACGCGGUGGUCAUCUCGCUGUUCGUGGGGGUGGUCGAGACAGAGUGGGGAUUCAUCAUGAAAUUCUGCAAGAUUUUGGAGUACUGGCCUGCAAGGGGAAUGUUACAGAUCUUUGUUGCUGUCAUGACAAAGGCAUACCCAAAUGUUGAAAGGGGUGAUUUGAUUUUGCUUGAAGACAUUGCCAGCUAUCUGCUUCUUGCAUGUGGACUGAUCUAUAUAAUCUCGGGUGUGCUGUGCAUUGGUGUGUUGAAGCGUUCUAGGCAGCAGAAAGCAACAUCACGAGAACAAGCAGUCAAGGAUCUGGAGGAGCUGGAGAAACGGAGAGAAGAACUUGAGGCACUUCUACUUGCUCAGAGGUCUGAGACGGUCUGACGGAUUCCAACCAGGACGAUCUGACAUUUACUUGUUCAGUGUAGAUAAAAUUUGUUUGUUUUUGUUCCUGCCGCUUGCCUAUAUCUUGUUCGUGGUCACCAUCAUUUGAAGUAAAUCCAAAACUACUCUUGUUGAUGUAUAUCGAGAACUUGUUUUUUUUUUCCAACUCUGAAUUGUUCUCCUUUUUGUUUCCACUAAAGUGUAGUUCUUCCCCUCAUCUACCUGUAAUUCCAAUAAACUCUUGUUUUUCUUUUGUGGGGAAGUAAAGCCAAUCAACUGACAAAUGAUUCAUCAGGUAA